Amoebophrya sp. A25 is the source of this 2653-nucleotide messenger RNA. Lineage: Eukaryota; Dinophyceae; Syndiniales; Amoebophryaceae. The record is from the annotation of a GenBank genome assembly.
GUAAUAAGGCCCGAAGAAAUCAAAAUUGAACAAUGGGCAAACUAUAAAUAUUUAUGUAAGGAGAAGCACCAGUCCUGGUGCUACCCACACAUCGACUGUUAUUUGCCGGUGUUUUGGGUUUGCAUUUAAUCUUUGACUCCCUUAAGGCACUCUGCAGCUCAGAUUUUUAUGCGAGAUUCAAUACAUUACGUUAUGUUGUAGUAUACAAAAAGCUUAACCAUCAUGGGCAACAUCCCCUUGUGCGAACCGGCCACAUGUGGGGAUCCGUGCAAUCGGGUGGUGGCCGAAGACAUCCAGAUAAUUGCAACACCACAAACCGAACGCACAGAUGCAGAGGAGGUCUACACCACGAAGGGUCCGAGAAGGGUGCCUAGCUGUUUCGAGCCAGUAAAAGCCGGAGAAAGUGCGGUCACGUCUUCGCUACUUUAAGGCUAGAAGUACCUAUUUUGUUCGCAGCAGAUACUGUUCCAAUCGACACACAGUUCUAUCUUAGUACUUUGUACUAACUUAGAUCUUUAAUAAAGUUUAGACUAUCAUCAACAUCUUGAGUAUUUUUUAAGAGACUAAGAUUAUCAGUGUAGUACAGAUCUCUCACUCUCUUGAAGUUACAGUCUUUUAUGGGAAAACCUGCUGGAGGAUAAAAGCAAUCUUAAUCUUCUAAUUUCUGUUGACCUGUCGUCCACCGACGCGGCUGCUCGCUGGACCAGCCUACGAGGAUCCUGACGAUCCAGAACCUGUUGCCUUCAUGCCUCCACGUGGCUAUAAGAUAUUCGACUUUUUGUCAAGAACUAGAGGAACGAAUUCGAGUGGAGGUGGGUCCUCAGGGUCAACAAACAAGAGUACUGGUGGUGGAGGACUCAACAAGGAGAAGCAAGUGCCAUUUUUGGUGUGUGUAGACUCUGCGCUAAACUUGGAAAGCGUGGAAAGCAAAUAUGUUAUGAUCGAGUUUUUUUUUGAUUUAGAGUUGUAGUAGAGGAAGUAGCUAUCGCAUUUACUUCUCACGCUCUCAACAUCCAGUCAAGAGUAGCAAGUUGUAGCUGACUUCUAAUUGGCACCAUGAUUUCUCUUCCCUCCACCUGCUCUAAACACGAUCGAUUUCAAUUUCGCCUCUCAUGGGUGACAGGCAUCCGCACUGCUGUGAAUGAACUAGAGGGUCGAAGCCUGUUGCCUUUUUUGGCCAACGCAUUGGGCUUCAAUUACGAGGAGGCGGCAGAUGCGAAGGAGAACGUCUGGAAGUUUAUCAGAUUAUGUGCUGGAAGUGUUUCUUUGUAGAUGUACAUCUGCAGUAGUUGUUGUCGUAGAGGUAUCUAUAAUUCCUUGUUCCUCUCUAAUCGAAGCGAUGCAGUUGGUCCACAACUACAUGAUUCUUUUUCCGACCGCUUCAGCCGCGAGGGACAAAAAAACGAUGCGGGUUCGCGUGGAUCUCAGCUUUGACUCCUGGGCAAACAUCAAGAAGGCGUUUCGAGAGAAUCGUGAAAAUAUUAUCGUUCCAGAACAACAAGGCGAAGGCCCUUCCCCAAAAAAUAGUUGUAGUAUUUCUGGAGGUCCAGACUUGGAAAAUAGUAGUAGUGUUUCUGGUCCAGACUUGGAAAACUUGCUUCAGUGCUACGUCGAUCGCUACCCGAUUUUGGCUCCAGCCCCACUUGGGGAGGGAGACGAUGCGAGGGUUCUGAUGGUGAAUUUUGUAGCCGUGCCACCAGGAAGAAACACAUUAGCGAACCAAGCUGCUGGGAUCGCAGGUCGCGAGUUUGACGAGCCUUUGGACGCGAGCUCGGUCUAUGGCGCAUUCCUGGAAGAGCAAGAUCAUACUAGUGCUGAUGAACAGGAUGGCGAGCAGGGCGAUGCAAAUCGAAAUUCCAAUCUUGGAGAAGCUAGCAGUUUGCUGAGUCCGCGAGAUAGAACACGACUGUCUUUGGUACUAUAUUUCAAUCUGCGCUGUCACUGUGACUGAUGUCAGUAUAAGAAUGUCAACGUGUAAAAAAAUAGAAAUACAUCUAAAUAAUCAAUGAGGGAUCAUCAUAAAAAGUUGCUUGGAAUUGGUAAAACCGCAUAGAUCGAAACGUGGAGUGAUUCUAGAUCGAACAAAAAAGCAUUGAUGAAGCACCUACACAGCGAAAACUGAAGCUUCUCGGUCGCGCCUUUACCGUGCAUGAGAUGGUGGCGAUCGCUGGCUCGAUGCAUGAUCUACAAGACUACGAAGACAAGGCCCAUUAUCUGGCAGCUGCUUCCAACGCAGAUGAAGAGAACGAGGUGCGGGAAAUCCUUUCAGGCUUUAGUUGGUACGAGUUAUUUGCCGCGGUUGCGACACUAACGAAGAUUAUGAUGAGGAAAGAAGUCUCUCAUGAAUCUUCGAGUUACUUUUUUGUCCUUUAGUACUAGAAGUACAGGCACUUACGAUCAUAGAAAAAUAUAAUUAUCGCUUAAUAGAAGGACAGAUUGUCCAUUGUUCUCUAAUCCGCAUAAAUUGACUGGAGACCACCAACCAAUCCAGAGACUGCAGAGGAUCCGGACUUUGUAUCAGAAACACGCAAGUGACGUGGUAUCCGAGAAGAAAGCGCGACUGGAGCGCAUGUGCCGCGAGGGAGCUACGCAUAGCUGCAUCACUUACAUUUGCCGUCUGGCGCACGCGCUUGGAGCUAAAAUGAACAAAUAA